AUGGCCCCUGCCAUAGCCACAGAACUCCUUAAGUUUUUUGCCAGGGUAGGAAUACCCAGAGAAAUCUUGACAGACUGUGGAAUGACUGUCACGUCCAAGCUGAUGGCCAAAUUGUCGUCUAUUAAACAUUCAAGCUCUCAGGACAUUGGUCUAUUACCCACAGACCAAUGGGCUAGUCGAGAGGUUCAACGGAACCCUGAAGGCUAUGCUUUGGAAAUUCGUGUACAACCCCCCACGACAAUAGGACAAGUUGCUUCCCGCAUUGCUGUCUGUGGUGCAAGAGAUGCUUCAGAACUGGGGUUGGGUGCUGUGCUAUUGCAGGAACGAGAGGGGGAAGACCCUGUGCUCUACCUAAGCCGGAAGCUAUUUCCCCAUGAAGUCAAGUAUUCCACCAUUGAGAAGGAAGCCUUGGCGAUGUCCCGGGAUGAGACGGUGUGUAAAUAUUGUGGAGUCAGCUAUUUGAUCCUUCACGAGUUUAAACUGAUGGAAGACAAAGUAAAAGCAAUGGAAAAGGAGAUGAAGUUUUAUGAAGGAAGUGUAGAGCGGGGAAAAAGACUUCAAGCGCAACUACAGUGUCUUAGUCGAGACUUUGAACAGUGCACGGCUGACAGUGAAUCAAAAACAGAAAGAAUAAAUAACCUAACUGUGCAGUUGAAAGACAAACAAAAUGAACUACAAAAUCUGAAUGAGGCCUUGAGAUGCUUCCAAGAAGAGAAGGAAGUUGCAUAUAAAAAGUUACAACUGUUCAGAAAAAGAUUGGAGAACCAUCGGUUAACUCUAAGCAAGACUCUUUCAUUACUUCCCUUUAUUAGAAGAGAGCUAGUCAGUAUUAAAGAAAUUGCAUCUAAUAAGCUAGACAACUGGAGUGUACUGAGAGAAGAGAUUUUUCUACAAAUAAAAACUAUAAGCAAAGACGCAUCGACAGAAGUAUCCAGACUGAAUCAAAGGCUGGCAGAAUUCCAGAGGGAUAAAGUGUCCCUCCAGGAGGAGGUGAAACAUUUGAAGUUGGUGUCCGAUGCAGUUGAGCUGAAAAGUCAGCAGCUUCAGACUUCACUCCAACAAGAGAAUGAAUUACAAAACAGAUGUCAUGAAUUACAGAAGGAAACAUUAGAUUUAACAAAUCAAGUAGAGACAAUUGGACUCAAGUUUCAGAAAGCAACAGCUGAAAUGGGCCACUACAAAAAACUACUCAUGAUGAAAUCAAAGGAAGUUGACAUCUGUCAAAGUGAACUUCAAAAGCUGGAGUAUGAAAAUGGAAUGUCUAAAUCCAGAUUUACUAAAGAUCUAAAAGAAAAAGAAGAGUCUUUGCUAGUUUGCCAACAAGUAUGCAAACGUUUACAGGAAGAAGUGGCAGAGAAAGAAAGGCAAGAAGAAGAUCUAAAAAGAAGAACCAGUUGCUCAGAGAGUGAACUGGAAACAAUUAAAACUCUUCUUAGACAGAGAGAGGAAGAAGUAGUAAUGCUGAAACAAGAAAGGGAGUUGAUGCAGAUUUCUCAUCAGAACAAAACAGAGCAGCUGCAGGAAGCAUUAAGACAGAAGAUUCUGAAUGAAGAUAACUGGAGGGAAAAGAUGGAAAUUGCUCUAGCUAAACACCAAGCACGACACACAGAAGAGAUUUUCAGGCUCAAGGAAGAUGCUAGAAUGGAACUAGACACUGAAAGACAAAAGCACCAAGAAUUAAUAGCAAAAUAUCAGAAAGCUCAAGAGGAACUACAGAUGAAGAUACCUGAAUUAAUAUCCAGUGCCAUCAACAGCCUAAGGAUGGAAGUGGGAAUUCUUAAAAACCAGCUUCAGGAAGCCCAGAUCAAACUUACAGAGAAAGAUGGAGAUAAGGAAGAAGAAAUGCGAAGCCUUAAAAGGCUGGUUACUAAGCUUGAAUUUCAGCUGAAGAAGGAACAGAACAACAGUGAUUCAUUAUCAGAGGACAUGAGGAAAGAAAUUAAAGAGAAGUCAGAUGAACUGGAAAAAUUAACCCAGGAGCAAGCAGAGCUGAUUCAGAAUUUGAGUCAGGCUCAAGAGGAGAACUCUCUUCUCCAGGAAACGGUGCGCAGAGAGUGUGAGGAACGCUAUGAGCUAACUGAAGCUUUGACUCAAGCUAGAGAACAAGUAUUGGAACUGAAGAGGCUCAGUGGAAACUUCCCACUGUCACAAUGUUCACUCAGUCAGGGCAGCCUAACCUCCUGUGCUGCACUGGUCAGUAAUCACGGACAGAAGAGCCUUACGAGCUCAAACUCUGGGAAGGGAAUCACACACUCAGGCCUGUGUGGCAUAUUAAGAGCUGCUAAUGCACCAGCCUUCAAUAAGCACAAAAGCAGUGGUAAAGUGGGUUUGCCAGCUCUAACUCCACCGCACCCUCCCAGGGGAAGAGCGUCUUCUGUGAAUGAAUCCAAGAACAGAAUAACUGCAGUUAUAAGAAGACAACUGAGUCAGCUCUGA
This is a messenger RNA of Emys orbicularis (European pond turtle), 2436 nucleotides long. RefSeq names its product leucine, glutamate and lysine rich 1 (gene LEKR1). Lineage: Eukaryota; Metazoa; Chordata; Testudines; Emydidae. The record is from RefSeq and is a predicted model, not a curated record. Bases 1 to 2436 code for a protein of 811 amino acids. The transcript is spliced from 13 exons.